Molecule: messenger RNA, 939 nt
Organism: Amorphotheca resinae ATCC 22711
Lineage: Eukaryota; Fungi; Ascomycota; Leotiomycetes; Helotiales; Amorphothecaceae
Exons: 3
Coding region: 1-939 (312 amino acids)
Source: RefSeq, a predicted model, not a curated record
AUGACUCUGGAAGUCAUUUAUGUAACCCGCCAUGGUUUCCGGUCAAAUUGGGUCGUCAAGCCAAGCGGAGAGUAUAGCACCUCGAUACCAAGUCCCACUGGAAUCGCCAGCGACCCAGCACUUGCCAGUUAUGGUGUAAUCCAAUCGCGGGAGCUCGCUGCUCAUCUGAAGACGCUCAACCCACCGAUCCAAAGAUUCUAUUCCUCCCCUUUCUACCGUUGUCUCCAAACAAUCAAUCCCGCCGUCGAAGCGCUCUCCUCCACAGCCCCGGACCCCGAGACGCAGAAAAUCCGGGGCGAAAAUGGCAUUGGAGAGUGGUAUGGCAUGGCACGCUUCGAGCACCCAAGCCCGGCGGAACCAAAAGUCUUAAAGAGUUUGUUUGAGAGGUAUGAUGAGGAGUACCAGCCGGUUAUCAAACCAAGCGUGCAUGGUGAAAGUAUCGAAGAGUUGCAUGACAGGGCCGCGUAUGCGAUGCAUAGGAUCAUUGAGCAGUCGGACAAUGAGGGCGUGAAGGCCAUAUGCAUUUGUACGCAUGCUGCGACACUGAUUGCGAUUGGAAGAGCUUUGACGGGACGAAUGCCGGAGAACAUUGCAGAAGAGGAUUUCCGGCCGUUCACAUGCGGAGUCAGUACGUUUGUUAGGAAGGGAACUAGGGAAAAUACUGGGGUGGUGGUGAAAGAGUGGGCUGGACCAGAGACCCCGAUUCCAGCGAUUCCAUGGAGAGGUGGGAAUGGUGUUGGGGGAGGAUGGGAGCUGAAGGUCAGCGGUGAUUGUAGCUUCUUGAGCGGGGGCGAGGAGAGAGGAUGGAGGUUCUCAGGGGAUGAGUCCUUCAGCAUUGAUCCAGAAAAGUCACCUGAGUUAGAUGCUGGCUCUGGACUCGGUGUUGUUAUCGAGGGGAAGAAAAGGCCAAAUGGCUCACUCAACCCACCACGAUUAUGA